CUACUUGUUAUCUAUAUAUAUUAAGAAGAAAAAAAGAAGCAUGAAAGAAGCAAAAAUGGUUUCAUCUUCAUCUUCUCCUUCUUCUUCAUAUGAAGUAAAGAUAUACUCAGAAUGCUUCAUCAAACCCCAAACCAUAGCUGAAAAAUCAAAUGAGCCAUACCAUUUAUCACCAUUAGACCAUCUGAUGCUCUCCUUCCAAUACAUCCAAAAGGGUCUUCUCUUUCUCAAACCAUCUCAACAGUCUGACGAUGCAACCAAACCAAAAGACUUCAUGGAGACUCUGCUGCAAAAUCUUAAAGACUCUCUAGCAACAGCACUCGUCCACUUCUACCCGCUGGCAGGUCGUCUCUCCACCUUGAAAACAGAAAAUCCAAGAUCUCACUCGGUGUUUGUGGAUUGUAACGACAGCCCUGGAGCUGGAUUUAUCCAUGCCAAAUCAGAACUAACGGUAGCAGACAUUGUUGGGUCCAAGUACGUUCCUUUGGUAGUUCAAUCUUUCUUUGACCAUCACAAAGCAGUUGAUGUCGAUGGUCAAACCUUAAGUCUCUUAUCAGUCAAGAUAACAGAGCUGGUAGAUGGAGUGUUCAUAGGAUUGUCUAUGAAUCAUUCAGUUGGAGAUGGAAGUACAUUCUGGAACUUCUUCAACUCUUGGUCUGAGAUCUUCAACUCACAACAAGAUGACAAUAACUUUUGUCUCAAGAAUCCUCAGAUCUUUCGUCAAGUGUCUGGUCCUCUUUGCAGGCUUCCUUACAGUCCACUUGAUGAGUCCAUUGGUCAAUCCGAAUCUCCGGAUUUGAAAGAGAGAAUGUUCCAUUUCUCAUCAGAAACGCUGAGAUCACUCAAAUCAAAGGCUAAUCUAGAUUGUGGAGCAACGAUGAUCUCUUCUUUGCAGUCAUUAACCGCAUUUAUAUGGAGAAGCAUUACAAGAGCAAGGAGCUUAUCAAACGAUCAAGAAACUACUUGCAGGUUUGCUGUAGGAACUAGAAUAAGGAUGGAUCCACCAUUGCCAGCAAAUCACUUUGGGGUUUACACCUCUCUUGCAAGCACCACUGCCAAAACAGGCGACCUGUUGGAGAAUGUGUUGGGAUGGGCUGCUUCAAAGCUGCAUCAAGCUGUAACCGAACAAAGUAGCGAGAAGAUAGCUUCCGAAAUUGAUCAUUGGUUGAAGUCUCCUUUUGUUUUGCAACCAGAUCAAUUCUCUGAACCGAACCUUGUCCACAUGGGAAGCUCGCCGAGGUUUGACAAGUACGGAAGCCAGUUUGGGAUGGGGAAAGCUGUUGCGGUUAGAAGCGGUUAUAACAGCAAGCAUGACGGUAAGGUCUCAGCUUACCCUGGGAGAGAAGGAGGAGGAAGCAUAGAUUUGGAAGUGUGUCUUUUGCCAGAGUUUAUGGAAGCUUUGGAAUCAGACCAGGAGUUCAUGUCUCUUGUCUCUUCUUCUUGAUCCUAUUCAUAUUUAGGUUUCUUUGUUCUGUUACACCCUCUUUGGCUGGGUUUUGAUAAAGUUGUUGUUGUCUGAUUUUGAUUUAUUAAUGUCUGAGGAUUCUGCAGUUGUUUGGAGACAAAUGUUUCAGUUUUAUUAAGAUCAGAGUUGAAAUCUA
Messenger RNA from Brassica oleracea var. oleracea, 1598 nucleotides. RefSeq lists its product as uncharacterized. The record is from RefSeq and is a predicted model, not a curated record. NCBI's taxonomy places the organism in Eukaryota, Viridiplantae, Streptophyta, Magnoliopsida, Brassicales, Brassicaceae. The transcript has a single exon. Bases 41 to 1441 code for a protein of 466 amino acids.